GGCGGGGAAUAGAAUGCUGCGCGCGCACUCCGCUGCUAUAUAAGGGUUGGCGGUCGCCUCACGCAGCCAGUCAGUUGGGGGACGAGUGGCGUUGGUCGUGGGUGCGCUGUGCCGCCGCCAUCAUGAGGGAGAUCGUGCACCUGCAGGCCGGGCAGUGCGGCAACCAGAUCGGGGCCAAGUUCUGGGAGGUGAUCAGCGACGAGCAUGGCAUCGACCCCACCGGCACCUACCACGGCGACAGCGACCUGCAGCUGGAGCGCAUCAACGUGUACUACAACGAGGCCACAGGUGGCAAGUACGUGCCCCGCGCCGUCCUGGUGGACCUGGAGCCCGGCACCAUGGACUCGGUGCGCUCCGGGCCCUUCGGGCAGAUCUUCAGGCCGGACAACUUCGUGUUCGGUCAGAGCGGAGCAGGAAACAACUGGGCAAAGGGCCAUUAUACGGAAGGUGCUGAAUUAGUUGAUUCCGUAUUAGAUGUUGUAAGAAAGGAGGCAGAAAGCUGUGAUUGCCUCCAGGGCUUUCAGCUGACUCACUCUCUUGGUGGUGGUACUGGCUCUGGUAUGGGUACCCUUCUAAUCAGCAAAAUUCGUGAAGAGUACCCAGACCGAAUUAUGAAUACGUUCAGUGUUGUACCUUCCCCUAAAGUCUCAGAUACUGUAGUAGAGCCCUACAAUGCCACGCUGUCGGUGCACCAGCUUGUGGAGAACACAGAUGAAACAUACUGUAUUGAUAACGAAGCACUCUAUGACAUAUGCUUCAGAACACUGAAGUUAACUACGCCAACAUACGGUGAUCUGAACCAUUUAGUGUCAGCGACCAUGAGCGGUGUUACCACCUGCCUGCGUUUCCCAGGCCAGCUUAAUGCUGACCUGCGGAAGCUGGCAGUCAACAUGGUUCCCUUCCCCCGUUUGCACUUUUUCAUGCCUGGUUUUGCCCCACUCACAAGCCGUGGGAGCCAGCAAUACCGUGCUCUGACCGUACCAGAGCUAACGCAGCAGAUGUUUGAUGCAAAGAACAUGAUGGCUGCGUGUGACCCACGUCACGGCCGCUAUCUGACUGUAGCUGCUGUGUUUAGGGGCCGUAUGUCAAUGAAAGAGGUCGAUGAGCAAAUGCUGAACGUUCAGAACAAAAAUAGCAGCUACUUUGUUGAAUGGAUUCCUAAUAACGUUAAAACAGCGGUCUGUGACAUUCCACCUCGUGGCCUGAAAAUGUCUGCCACGUUCAUUGGUAACAGCACAGCUAUCCAGGAGCUGUUCAAACGCAUCUCUGAACAGUUCACUGCUAUGUUCCGCCGAAAGGCUUUCCUGCACUGGUACACAGGCGAGGGCAUGGACGAGAUGGAAUUCACAGAGGCUGAGAGCAACAUGAACGACCUGGUGUCUGAGUACCAGCAGUACCAGGACGCUACAGCUGAGGAGGAGGGCGAGUUUGAGGAGGAGGCUGAGGAAGAGGCAGAGUAAAAGCUAUGCAUAUGAACACCUGUAAAUUUUGUUUAAAGCUGUAUGAACUCUUUCAUUCAAUACUUCCCUGUCUGUGUUGUGUUCCUCUUCCUGUCUUAAAGUCACUUCAGAUGCUGUACAGGCACCAUUAAAGCAUUUUUCACAGUGCA
Messenger RNA from Cygnus olor (mute swan), 1609 nucleotides. RefSeq names its product tubulin beta 4B class IVb (gene TUBB4B). The coding region runs from base 123 to 1460 and encodes 445 amino acids. Gene Ontology annotation, molecular function: structural constituent of cytoskeleton; GTPase activity; GTP binding. Gene Ontology annotation, cellular component: cytoplasm; microtubule. NCBI's taxonomy places the organism in Eukaryota, Metazoa, Chordata, Aves, Anseriformes, Anatidae. The transcript has 4 exons. Gene Ontology annotation, biological process: microtubule cytoskeleton organization; mitotic cell cycle. The record is from RefSeq and is a predicted model, not a curated record.